Molecule: messenger RNA, 2042 nt
Organism: Falco peregrinus (peregrine falcon)
Lineage: Eukaryota; Metazoa; Chordata; Aves; Falconiformes; Falconidae
Gene: LHFPL6
Product: LHFPL tetraspan subfamily member 6
Exons: 4
Coding region: 445-1047 (200 amino acids)
Cellular component (GO): membrane
Source: RefSeq, a predicted model, not a curated record
GGGAAGGGGGAGGAGAGGCGGCGGAGUGCGCUGCCUCCCGAGUAAUCAAACAGGGGGAGAGAGGAACGUGCGGAGGAAGGGAGGGAAGGACGGGCCGGGCUGGGGAGGGUCCCGGUCCCGGUCCCGCCCGCCUCGGAGCGCUCGCGUCGCCUCCGCGCCGGGACCGCGGGGAGAGUCGCUUGGGGCGGCCGCCACCCGCCAGCCCCGCGCCCCGGCUCAGCGCCCAUGUGCUCCCGGCAGCCGCGGCGGCCAGCCCCCGCGCCCGGCCUGUCAGACCUUUGACUUCAUGAUGGGAGGAAACAUCCACCCGGCUGUUAGGAUCCAGGCUUCUCCCAGCGCAGGGAUUUGUCAAGGCUGAGAGACUCUGAAUUAUACAUAAACCUCUGAAACACACAGCUGCUUUUCUGUCUCUCCAUCGCGAGGGGCCUUGGAGCAGAUACAAAAAUGGCAUCCAGCCUCACCUGUGCCGGCAUCGUCUGGGCCUUCCUCUCCUUCCUCUGCGCUGCCACCUCCUGCGUGGGCUUCUUCAUGCCCUACUGGCUCUUGGGGUCUCAGCUGGAGAAGUCGGUUUCCUUCGGCACUUUCCGGAGGUGUUCCUACCCGGUGCGGGACGAGAGCCGCCAGACGACUGUGAUGGUGGAGCAGUGUGGCCGCUACGCCUCCUUCCAGGCCAUCCCGAGUGCCGAGUGGAGGAUCUGCACGGUGGUGACGGGCCUUGGCUGUGGGCUGCUUCUCUUGGUGGCCCUGACGGCACUCAUGGGCUGCUGCGUGUCUGAGCUCAUCUCCAGGACCGUGGGAAGGGUGGCAGGAGGCAUCCAGUUCCUGGGGGGUCUGUUGAUCGGCUCUGGUUGUGCCCUCUAUCCUCUUGGCUGGGACAGUGAAGAAGUCAGACAAACCUGUGGUAACCUUUCCAACCAGUUUGAAUUGGGGACCUGCCACAUCGGCUGGGCCUACUACUGCACAGGCGGGGGCGCGGCGGCCGCCAUGCUGGUGUGCACCUGGCUGGCCUGCUUCUCGGGCAAGAAGCAGAAGCAGUACCCCUACUGAGCCGGGCCCGGGACACGGGCGCUGCCACACACCACGGGCUCCCCGACGUCUUCUGGAUAAGGACGAUGAACGACAAAUUUUUAAGUGCUUUCUCUCUGGAGUGGGCGUGAGGUGGGAUGGCUGGUGGACCAAAGGUGGGCAGGGAGGUGAACAGCAGUGCAAAGCCACCCAAAGGGACAGGUUUUCUCACCUGAGCCUGCUCCACAAAACUUUAAGCAAGGAAAACUACUCUUUGGCAAAUGGUGAAAUUCUGCGUGUGCCAGUUAAUGGAGAGGUUGGUGAGGGGCCGGCGGUGCCCAGAGGCUGGGGCAGCGCGCGGCAGCCCCUCAGCGCGGCGCUCCCGAAAGCACACACGCAUGCACAGAUGUUGACCAUGGCACAAAAUGAGUAAAGAGGAAACUUUUUUUGGUGCGAUUCUUUCUGCUUUUCCUUUUUUUUUUUUUCCCUUUGGUUUUUGGUUUUGGUUUUUUUUUUUACUUCUCUCUGGUGGUUUAAAAUUCAGUGUUGCAACACUUUUUAAUCUAUACAUUAAACUUAAUAAAAGGACCAAUAAGCCACUUUAUCAGUAUUUUGUAUAUUCUCUACACAUUUUUCUUCCUCAGACAUUUAGCCACUGCUUAUUCAGCCCUAUAUAACUUUUAUUAAGCCUCUGUGUUUUCAGCAUUAUUACGAAGAUGCAACAUAAUUACAUGGCAUAUGUAGCCUUUCCCUAUAGUACUUUUAUGAAGUGCAGUAAAUGGACGUUUUUCUGUCCAUUGGAAAUUCCACUCACGGUACUGUAGAGCUCUGUUGGUUAUGUACAACUAACAGGAAACUUCUUCCAGACAUAGAUUUCUGUUUCUGUUAUGUUUAGCUCAUUGAUGUCGUAUUGUGCUGUACCAUGUUUAUUAUUUCAAUAUUCAUUUUUGUAAAAAAAAUAUAUAUAAUAUGUGCUAUUUUAUGUUUGUAUUUGAAAAAUCUCUGUAAAUAAAUUUUUCCUUAAUCAAUACUUGCAA